GAUGGCAUUUAAACAAGGUAAUAGUAAUAAUGAUGAUGUUAACAAUAACCAACGACACAAAUGAUAAUGAAAUGUUAAUUCAUAAGAAUACUAAAAUUUGGAAAUAGACAUCGUGGAUUCACAGUGACGUGGCUUCGGAGCCUUCCCUGCAGGCCACAGACCACUUCAUGAGUCCCCAGAGUAACUGGUUACUAGGCUGCCCGCCCUCCGUGACUAUAUAAAUACAUAAGACAGGUGCAGCUGUAGUGUUGGUGGUGAGUCUAGCGUUUUAUCUCACAGUUGCUGCUUGACAGGGAAACGUGCUGAGUACAUCAUUAGGUGAGUCAACAUUUGUGUAUCAUAAAAGAUAAAAAAAAAAAAAAAAAUAAAUAAAUAAAUAAAUAAACAAACAUUGAAAGAAUUCCAAAUUGUCGGAUAUUGUUAGAUUAUUAGUGUAUGUGUGUUGCGAGCAUGUAUGCCUGAUUACAUUUCAAACGAACUAGACUAGAUCUCUUAAUCCACCAUUUCUGAAUUAUUUUAUCACUAAUUGGCUUAAAGAGCUUGCGUGUUGUGUGUAUGUACCUUGUAGUAAUAUCCGGAAAUUCCUUGGCGUGUGACACUGAUUCAGGCUCAUCUCGUCGUCCCUGUCUUUUCCUCUAUUUCCUUCUUUAUCUUGUUUUCCUUUACAGGUUCUUUUAAGAAAAAAAAAUCAAAUUGUUAAUAAAAAGACUUGAUGCAAGGGAUGAAUUGUGAAGCAUUUCAGGGCUUCACCUGUAACUCUGAGAGACAAGAUGGCUAUAAUAUAUAUGGUGCUCCUCAGGGUUAUUUUUUAGGAUUCUACCAAUAAUCUAGCAAGUAUUCUGCCCUGUCAAUUCAAGAAACGCAACUGAAGAUCUUGCUUGUCACUGUCGUAGCUUCUAGAAUUAUCUACUAUAAGGAAGAACGAGGUGUUUCAAGAUUAAGCGUAAUGAAACUGAAGCACCGAAGCGUAUGUCAGACGAUGUUACUUCCGAUCCCGUUGGAGUCCGUCGGUAGCACUCUCCCAUUGGUACUCGUCCAGAACACUUGUAAACGGGAGUUGAAGGUCAUGAGAGGUAUGCUGUCUCCAACAACCGUGUAUUCAACGCAAUCCAGAGCGUGGUCCGUGACGGCUGGCAGCGCCUUCCUCCUGCAGUACCCCAGCGUGGUCCGUGACAGCUGGCAGCGCCUUCGCAACAAACACUCCAAGGUGCCUGCUGACAUAUUGGACAUAGCUAGUAAUAAUGAACGGUGUGUUAGACUCGUGAGCUGAUAGUGUUGUCGGUUAAUGAGCAGCAAUGUCAUAAGUCCCAGACUCCCAAAAUAAAUAGUUUUUAUUUUUUUUUA
This is a messenger RNA of Portunus trituberculatus (swimming crab), 1344 nucleotides long. RefSeq lists its product as uncharacterized. NCBI's taxonomy places the organism in Eukaryota, Metazoa, Arthropoda, Malacostraca, Decapoda, Portunidae. The record is from RefSeq and is a predicted model, not a curated record. Bases 947 to 1270 code for a protein of 107 amino acids. The transcript has 3 exons.